This is a messenger RNA of Dreissena polymorpha, 2971 nucleotides long. RefSeq lists its product as uncharacterized. The transcript has 2 exons. Lineage: Eukaryota; Metazoa; Mollusca; Bivalvia; Myida; Dreissenidae. The record is from RefSeq and is a predicted model, not a curated record. Bases 114 to 1472 code for a protein of 452 amino acids.
CUGUGCGAAUAUACGAAUGUGUGAUAAGAUACCCAUUCGCAUUCUAUACUAGACAGGGUGUUUGUUCUUAUCGAUGUUUUAUUUUGAAAUUAAGAAGUGUUGCAUAAUUAAUCAUGAAAAUUUAUAUUCUGCUUGGAUUAUGUUUUAUUACUGGGUGUGCUGUUAAAAUGGCGGACAGCCUUAUUAUUCCUGUCUCAUUAAUUUCUGGUAUAGUAGAACUUUCGUCGUCCUUUUUGAAUAUCAUUAACGGCUUGAACGAAAGAAACGAUGUUUAUGAUAGCAUUAACAAACUGUCUACCAAAAUAAGUUCGACGAAUGAAAUGCUGUAUCAAAAAUUAGUAAUUCACUCACAAUGGAAUAAGAUUGAAGAAACGCGUUUGGAAAUCCAAAGUUCUCUUCUUGAUUUGAAACGAUGCCUUACAGCCAGUACAUCAGAACGUUUGAAAUAUCGCAAUCUGUUCAUAAAAAGGACCGACAAGGCUAUUUCGCGGGUGCGAUUCCUGGCAUCCCAUUUGAUUGACGUUGUACCUGGCAACAGUAAAAGUUUACUUGCGAUGGCCACCGAGGCCUCGCGUUGCAAUGCAUCUGGGAUUGAUGUCAUGCAAGCGGAAACCAUGGACUUGCUAUCAAACGGUAUACUCGUUGAAAUGUCAUUGAUGAGAAUAUUGGAUAAUUUUACACUUGAACAAGAAACGCUCUUUUGGGAACAUGAGAUAAAUAGAGUGCUGUCACAUUUCUUAUCGCAGCACGAUGCGUGCUUGUUGCGUCAGCGUUCUCUUGUAUUGGAAGACCUGGUGUCGUCCGUUAGUGCGUCGCGGCUCCAAAACGAUAACAGGAAGAGGUACCAGUGGGACUGGAAUGACGUGUUUCAGAUCCCAAAACAGAUACCAAAGCCGUUUCGACACUAUAUAAUUGACUCGGAUAAUGUUUUCAUAACACAGGGCGAUGCAACGAUUAAGAUCAUUACGUAUGGUGGAAGCAGAAAGUCACACCCUUAUUUCGCUAAAAGUGACUUGGAGAAGCUCGUGGAUAGCGUUAUUCCUGGCAAAGAUGACGCUGAAGAUAUUGCGACAAAGGUCAGGACCGCUCUUAUGCACACUGGCGUUCGAUUCAGUGCGAUAAUUGUAUUUUUUAACGGACAAGGGAUUCAGCCAGAUAUUGCAAUCGAUACCGAUACACCGGCUCUGUAUGUUUAUACAGAAAGAUCUACGUACACAUAUUGCAUGUCAACGUUUUGCGACAUCAAUUGGGAUGACUGGCUAGGUGUCAACGACAGGGUAUCUGGGUACUUUACCGUCUACGCAGUCCUUGACCCAACCGUCUACCCAGUCCUUGACCCAAUCCUGAAAGGUGCGCCUCAUCCCUACAACAACGAAAACUAUCACCAAGGCUUCGUUUACGAUGAUGCUGUUGCAUGCACCAAUCUUUUAAUCGUUCAUUUAAUUUGCAUUUUAAUGGUCUGGUGCAUUUAAUUCUGUUCGAGAGUUUAUGUGUUAGUGUUUGUGAUGUGCGUUUAAGUUUGUAUCGUUGUGUGAACAGCCCUCAAAUAAUGUUUCAAAAUGUAUUAUAUGCUAUUUUGAUGUGCCUCGUUUUUCUGUUUCAACACAAUGUUUUGAUUCGGCAUUGCUGUAAACUUACAAAAAUAAGUUCUCGCUCCUGCUUUAACAGUUGUAAUUUAUAUAUUUAUAUAUAUAUAUAUAUAUAUAUAUAUAUAUAUAUAUAUAUAUAUAUAUAUAUGUUAUACAUCAUACAGGCAUUCUUACAUAUUUAAUGCAUUUGUUUCGAUUGUGAAUGUAUCUUUGUCGUAAAUAUGCAACUGUUCAUAAGCGACAAAAUUCUGUUCGAGAGUUUAUGUGUUAGUGUUUGUGAUGUGCGUUUAAGUUUGUAUCGUUGUGUGAACAGCCCUCAAAUAAUGUUUCAAAAUCUAUUAUAUGCUAUUUUGAUGUGCCUCGUUUUUCUGUUUCAACACAAUGUUUUGAUUCGGCAUUGCUGUAAACUUACAAAAAUAAGUUUUCGCUCCUGCUAUAACAGUUGUAAUUGAUAUAUAUAUAUAUAUAUAUAUAUAUAUAUAUAUAUAUAUAUAUAUAUAUAUAUAUAUAUAUAUAAUGUUAUACAUCAUACAGGCUUUCUUACAUAUUUAAUGCAUUUGUAUCGAUUGUGAAUGUAUCUUUGUCGUAAAUAUGCUACUGUUCAUAAGCGACAAAAAUGUGGUUUUAUAAUAUAGUAAUCUGUAAUACUCUAUAUCAGCACAAUUUAGACCAUUGAUGUUUAAAGUAAAAGAUUAUUUUUAUCUAUUAAAUAAAGGUCUCGCUAUCUCAUUCUAAUGAUACAGCUAUAUAAAAUUUUAGAUGUAAAGAUAUUGAUAUCUAUCCAUAGUAUCUAUAAUUACAAAUAUUCGUCUUACUCAAGGAUGCAAAAGGUGAUUCAUUACUGUUUUCCAUCAAACAUUUGGAUACUGUAUGAUGUCAAAUGAUCUUUCAAAAAUACCUAAGUUAAGCGUUUUGUGAACUUCAUUAGAGAUUGAGAUAUCAUAUAAAACUCAAUAAACGAAAUAAAAAUGUCCAAAAUUUUUAUUAACAUAAAUCAUGACUCCACAAUUAGAAUAACAUGUAUAUUGUAAAAAAAAUAAAAUUGUUUAUUCGAUAUAAGGAAUCGUUUUUAGAGGAGGAAAUAUGUUGCACAUCCUUAGAAAAUUAGUGUUAUCGAAUUCACCCAUUUGCACCAUCAAGGCCGUCAUUCUUCAAUCAACAUCCGAUUAUGUUUUUAUGAUUGAAUAAUACAAGCAUCUGAAUAAUGCAUAGCAUCUCUUCAUUAAAUAAAUUUGGCGCAUGUGACAUGUGUAUACAUUAUUUUUACGGUUAAAAUACUACUAACACUGUAUUGGCUUCCUUUAAAACUGUUAAAUUAAAAAUUCGCAAUACUAUUUUAUAUUUAUGUGUUUUAAUAAUUAUAUACGUGUAUAAAUCUUAAA